Chelmon rostratus (copperband butterflyfish) is the source of this 1000-nucleotide messenger RNA. It is a transcript of the gene sypb, whose product is annotated as synaptophysin b. The transcript is spliced from 7 exons. The record is from RefSeq and is a predicted model, not a curated record. The coding region runs from base 5 to 886 and encodes 293 amino acids. NCBI's taxonomy places the organism in Eukaryota, Metazoa, Chordata, Actinopteri, Chaetodontiformes, Chaetodontidae. Gene Ontology annotation, cellular component: synaptic vesicle membrane; synaptic vesicle; presynaptic active zone.
CAAGAUGGAUGUUGUAAACCAGUUGGUGGCCCAAGGGCAGUUCACAAUAAUCAAACAACCUCUGGGAUUUAUAAAAAUUCUACAGUGGAUCUUUGCAAUCUUCGCCUUCUCGACAUGCGGCAGUUACUCCGGCAUGUUCAAGAUGAGCGUGGAGUGUAAUGACCGGUCGGAGAGUGACCUGGGCAUAGAAGUAGAAUUUGAAUAUCCGUUCAGGCUCCAUCAGGUUUACUUUGAUGCUCCCACCUGUAAGGGAGGGAACCCCGAACGUCUGUUCCUGGUCGGGGACUACUCCUCCUCAGCUGAGUUCUUUGUCACCAUCGCUGUCUUUUCCUUCCUCUACUCCAUGGCAGCCCUCUCUGUAUACUGCUUCAUACUGGAGAAGUACCGCGAAAACAACAAGGGGCCCCAGAUUGACUUUGUUGUGACGGCGGUAUUUGCCUUCAUGUGGCUGGUGUCCUCAUGUGCUUGGGCUAAAGGCCUGUCAGAUGUGAAAACGGCCACCGACCCAGAGAAAGUCAUCACUCUCAUCACGGCCUGUGACGAGCAAGGGAAUCGCUGCCGUGAGGUCUAUGACCCCAAGGUCUCCGGCCUCAACACCUCUGUGGCUUUUGGCUUCAUCAACCUGAUCCUGUGGAUAGGAAACCUGUGGUUUGUAUUCAAGGAGACUGGCUGGUUGGCUGCCUUCUCUGGAACAUACGUCCCAUCACAGGAAAAGCAGCCCGCCCCCGAUUCCUUCGGCCAGGCAGGCUACGGUCAGCAGGACCCCUACGCCGGCUCCCAGGGAGGCUACCAGCCAGAGUACGGCCAGCAGGGAGGCUACAAUGAGGACGGAGGUUACAGCCAGGGCUAUGAGCAGCAGCCCACCUCCUACUCUAAUCAAAUGUGAGCCUGCCCAGCCAAACCACAGCUGAAGGAUGGGUGACCUUGUGAUUUUGGAGGGUGGCUCUCGACCACCACCUGCAUUUCCACACUCCUCUGUUUGUCUGUUUGUGUAUCUGUG